GUCAACACUUAAAGAUACUGUAUAUGUCUUUGGUUUGUUAGUACAGAAUAAGGUUAGCAUUCAAACACUUAUUGACCAAGAAGACUAAUGACAAAACCAUUUAAAAAUGCGAUCCUCGGUUUCUUCUUGGCUAAUUGUGCUCGGGUUAAUGUUGGCGAUUGCGACUGAUGUUCAAGCUGAGAUCAAGACUACACCCAAACAUAAUGAAACCGCAACUGAAUUAAAUUCCACAAUAUCUUCCAACAGCCCUGCGAGUAGCACUAGUAAUUAUCUCACAGCUCCAUCCACAACCCCCAUUAUAGCAUACACUGAAACAACUGCAACGACAUUCAAUGAGAAGAAUGAAACCAGCACUCAAUAUACAAACAAAACAAAUCCAGCAGGACAUGUUUCUGUUAGCACCACAAAUACCCAUACUAGAACAGCGGCUGCCUCCACCACACCACUCCUACCGGUAUCUUCAACAACCAGGGCCGAGACCUCUGUGACAGCCAGUACUCAAGCAUCAGAUACAACACAAGAACAUUCACAAGAUAAGGCUGGAUUUAUAAUUUUAGGAGUCUUUGUCAUCGCCAUUAUUCUAAUUGUGAUCAUAAUUGUGUUUUUACGCAAUAAAACUCGGAGAUACUCUUUUGACCUGUACCGCAAAAAUCACGAAGAUACAGAAAUCCCACUAAGUGCUGUGGGUGGAGAGGGAGCUAUUGAGGCCAUCGCAAGUAAAGAGAAUUCAGGCUUUGACAACAGAAAGGAAGAAAAGGUUGUUAAUGAGACAAAGGCGUCACCAAAGACAUCUACAUCUGGGAAUGGUCAAGAAAAGCCAGAGAUUGUGUCAAACCCAGGAGUAAACGGUGAAGAAGGCAGAGCCCCUUGUUCUGGAGAGUGGCCAGAAGGUGCCCAGGACAGCUGUUUUACUGAGAUCCAGCUGGUGCAGACACCUUGAGAGACUGCUGCUGUCUUAAUGGUGGUGUGACUUAAACCUGAUGAAAGAAGAUAAGAAAGUCAGAAAACAUGUAACAAAGAGCAUUGACAGCUGAGGGUUCUUCUUUAAACAAUGAAUAAUGUUAGUAGAACUUGUGGGUUUUUUUUUUUUUUUCCACAGAUAAGAUCUUGUAUUUACAGGUUUUCUUUUGCUAAGCUUUCCUGAUAUGUCUAAAAAUCUGGUUUAAGAUUUCCUUUAUGUUCUGUAUAUGAUUGUUAAUGAAUAGUUAGUUUUUACGGUACAGAUCAUUCAGUCCCAGGAGUGAAUAAAAAAGUAAAAUACAGAGACAUUACAAAUAAGCUUUCAAAAUCAUAUCACAAAAAGGGAGACUAAACAAAUUAAAGACAGCCACUAGUAUGGUAGG
Polyodon spathula (Mississippi paddlefish) is the source of this 1343-nucleotide messenger RNA. RefSeq lists its product as uncharacterized. Lineage: Eukaryota; Metazoa; Chordata; Actinopteri; Acipenseriformes; Polyodontidae. The coding region runs from base 107 to 940 and encodes 277 amino acids. The transcript is spliced from 8 exons. The record is from RefSeq and is a predicted model, not a curated record.